UGGAAGUCAAAAUAAAAAAAGUCAAAACGCUAAACAUCUUUCAUCACAGCGACACGAGUACAAUUCAAUUUAAAAUAUAUGUUGUAAUUGUAAUAACUUAGUUUCCUUUUAAAAUGGAUUUACUUCUAUUAUCUGGUGUAGCAACCGCCCUUCUUGUCGUGUUAAUAACCUUGUGGUUCUUAUCGAGACAGAAGGACACAAAAGAUGAACGCCCACAAGCUCAAGAUCUAAACCUGCCCCGUCGGGCUCAAGUCGUAAGAAAUCAAAGAAACAGAGCGCGGAUAGCUGCACCAGCUGUUGUUGCUGCCCAGGAAAAUGAUUCGGAUGAUGAAGGAAUACCCCAUGCUGCUCAAGAUCUCAGCGGUGAAAAGAUAGGCGCUAAAAAACGUGCAAAACUGGAGGCCAAAGCUGAAAAAAAGGCCCAACGUGAAGCUGAACAAAAAAUGCGUGAAGAUCAAAAAAAGAAGGAUGCAUUGCUUGAAGAAGAGCGUAAGCGGCAGGAGGAAAAGGAAGCCGAGGAAGAACGAAAACUGGAGGAGGCAGCCAAGAAAGCCCGUGAAGAAAAGGAACGACAGGAGUAUGAAGAAUACCUACGAAUGAAGGAAGCAUUUAGUGUCGAGGAGGAAGGAUUCGACCAGGAAGAGGAAUCCGAUAAACAGAACAUGGUGCAAGAAUUCAUCAACUACAUCAAGGAAACCAAAGUUGUGGUAUUGGAAAAUCUGGCCGUUCAUUUCAAACUGAAAACUCAAGCUGUCAUCGAUAGGAUAGUUGAUUUGCAAAAAGAAGGUCGCAUUAGUGGAGUUAUUGAUGAUCGAGGAAAGUUUAUCUACAUCUCUGAAGACGAACUUAAUGCCGUUGCUAAGUUUAUCAAACUACGAGGGCGUGUGUCAAUCACAGAAUUGGCAGAAAAUAGUAACAAUUUGAUUAAUUUAACUCCUGUUGAAAUUGAAGGGGUUCAUUGAAGCCCCGAAUAAUUAAAAUAAAUGUUUUCUGUUCUUACUA
Uranotaenia lowii is the source of this 1002-nucleotide messenger RNA. It is a transcript of the gene Ddrgk1, whose product is annotated as DDRGK domain-containing protein 1. The coding region runs from base 114 to 962 and encodes 282 amino acids. The transcript has 3 exons. NCBI's taxonomy places the organism in Eukaryota, Metazoa, Arthropoda, Insecta, Diptera, Culicidae. The record is from RefSeq and is a predicted model, not a curated record.